AUGCGUUUUUUAUGUUUUUUCGUCGUCGCAUCUUUGGUCUUCCACGCACAAGGCGAGAACGGCUGCAAGGAUCUGCAAGGUCAAAACGUGGACUGGUAAACAAUUCUUCCGAUUACUUUCUAUCAAAACAUUGAAUAAGUACAUGGAAAUGAAACCAGGCGCUCGAGUAUAUUCAAAAGCUAUUUUAAAUUGCAAAAGUGCUAAUAAUAAGUAUAGUCCACUUAUAGUUUUUUUCCCUGAUUGCCCUUGUAACAAAAAUCUUUGAAAAGUUCGAUAGUUUGUAUGAAAAGGGUUUUUUUCUGCUCAACAGAUUUUAAUAGUGAACAGAGUUGAACUUUUUGCUUUUUAGUGUAAUUUUUACUGUUUUUGAACCCCAUGGAAAAAAUCUCUUUCUGACUAAUAUGGCUAGAAAAACGUUUCCCGUUUUGGAGGUGUAUGAAAACAUCCCUAUUCUGAGUCAUCCUCUCUAUUCCAACCCUAUUCUGAAGUUUUUAGGUUCAUCGUCUACAAAUUGCCGCAAAUCGCCAAAACAUGGGAAUCGGGAAACGAAUACGCCUACUUGGACGCAAACAAUAUAAACUGGACCCUUCAGACGGACAUUAACGAUCCUAAUAGAGGCGUUGGCCUGACCAUCAAACAGAUCUACAAAAGCGACAAGUUUUAUUGGAUCGAAAAAACCAUAGAAAAGGUCAUUCUGUAAAAAAGAGCCAUCAAGGUGAGAAAUAAAAAAAAAUGAAAAAAUAUUCCGAUCAUCGGCUCCUUGAUUUUGCAAACUCAUUUUUUUUUUUUGAAGAGAGAUUAAGUUCGGAACAUCCGAAAACAAUGCAUAAAGGACCAUUCUAAACUUUUCCUGAUCAAUGUUAGUGACAUAUUUUUUUAUGAGUCCAAUAGUACUUUUGAAACUCUCAGAUAAUUGGAUUAGUGGUUAUUGAAAAAGUUGGUUACAAUUUGAAAAUUGUGACAAGUCGCGCCAGAUGUUUUAGAAGCUAAAGUUUACUUUCUGAGAUAAUGGGUUGAUUGAAAAAUCUUUUUGUUGAAACUUGACGUACGAGCACUUCAUUCUUUGAAUAACAGUUAAUUUUUUUUACGCCUUGAUGAAUUCAAAAAUGUUCUAGAUGUAGAAAAAAAAAAUUAGUCAAAGAAAGUCAAAAGUCUGGUCUCAACUGCAAAAGAGCUGAAAAGUUCGAGAAGGUAAAUUAGUACUAGGGAUAUAAGAUAAAAUCAACAAAAAAAAUGACCAAUUCAGGAUGACUUUCACAUAAUGUACAGCGACGACGACCCAGUGGGCAAGGCAGAAUCUUACCGAGGCCACGCCAAGGGCAUCGCUCUCUUCGAUUCCUCAUCCGGUUUCUGGAUCAUUCACAGUGUUCCCAACUUCCCGCCUUCAAAAAGUUGCGCAACAUCAAGGCCGAAGUUCAAUCAGAUUGAGAAGAAAAUUGCAGGCUACUCCUACCCUUCUACGGCUAAAAAAUACGGGCAAACUAUCAUGUGCCUCUCAUUUAACGUCGCUUCUUUGAGUGAUAUCGCUGAACAAUGGCGAUUCAUGCAAGUCACGCCUUAUUCAAGCAACUUGCCGGACAAGUUUGCGAACAGGUUUGGUUAAUUUUUUGAGAAAGAGACAAGGAGCGCAUCUGAAAACGCAAAAAUUGUUCAUUUAAAAAUUUAAAUUGUUUUUUGUUAAAUUCGAGUUGAAACUGGCUUUUUCUCUUUUUAAUCUUUCUUAUUGUUCUAAGAAGAUAUUUAUAAAUGUAAUCAUGAAGGCAAUAAAUAAAAAUCAAAAAAAAAAAAUUAAAAAAUCAGCUUUUUAAGAUUUCCAACGCUUAGAAAUGUCAUUUCCAAGCAAUCCCUUUCAAAAUCAGCAGCCGAGUUCAAGUCUUUGAAAAGAUUGGUCACUCGGGAUGGCACUACUAUAUUCAGUUGCGCGAAGCAUAAAAAGUUCAACGGAGGUAAGGUAACUACUUUUUAAAAUAAAUUCCCGCGGAUUUCUUUUUGAGAUGUUUGGAACGACAUAAUCUCCCAAGAAAUGGGAGUGACAUUGGCUGUGGAAAGUUGGCUGAAUGGAAGCGGCGACGAUCUUCACUCUACCUGUGCCGCUAGAAGCCAGGUAUAUUCUUCAGAAGAAGGAAAGUUCCUGAAUAGCACAUUUCUUAGACGCACGACGUAAGGGAGGUAAAAGUGCUUGGACAGAAAUUCAAAAGCUCGAAAGACCAUUCAAAAUGGGGCGUCGCCGACAAGGCCAUCAAGCCUCUUGUUUGUAUAGGUGACAUGAAUCGACAGGUAUUUCUAUCAUUUUUUGGCUUUUUUGUCUGAAUUUGCAAAUUCCAGAAAUCUCAACUAAGCCGUGGCGGCGGCGCAGCAUGCAUAAUGAAUUCUCAAUUGUGGAGUGUAUACUAUAACCUUGUUGUGGACGUUGAACCGUGUAAAUCUGGUCACUUUUAUUUUGCAUGUUCAUCGGUUACUGUGAUUGUUAUUGCAACACUAUUGUCACAGAAAUCCAGCUGAAACAGUGGAACGGGAAAAGAAGUUGAUUUACAAGAGCUUGGCGCCAUUAUAA
Caenorhabditis auriculariae is the source of this 2554-nucleotide messenger RNA. The record is from the annotation of a GenBank genome assembly. NCBI's taxonomy places the organism in Eukaryota, Metazoa, Nematoda, Chromadorea, Rhabditida, Rhabditidae.